Messenger RNA from Conger conger (European conger), 2844 nucleotides. Its product is annotated as inverted formin-2-like. Lineage: Eukaryota; Metazoa; Chordata; Actinopteri; Anguilliformes; Congridae. The record is from RefSeq and is a predicted model, not a curated record. Gene Ontology annotation, biological process: actin cytoskeleton organization. Bases 1 to 2844 code for a protein of 947 amino acids. The transcript has 21 exons. Gene Ontology annotation, molecular function: actin binding; small GTPase binding.
AUGACAGCCAUGCAGAAGUGGAGGGUCCUGAAGGACCAUGUCACCACCCUCCUGGAGGAGGCCCAGGCAGACAGCAACCUGGAGAAUGCCGACCCGGAGCUGUGCAUCCGACUGCUGCAGGUCCCCACUGUGGAAAACUACUCCGGCCUGAAGCGACGGCUGGAGGGCAGCGACAGCGCCUGGAUGGCCCAGUUCCUGGAGCUAGGCGGCCUGGGCCUGCUCUUGGAGGCCCUGGACCGGUUGUCUAGGAGGGGCUGCACUCAUGUCUCUGACACCGCCCUGCAGUUGACCUGUGUUGGCUGCAUACGUGCGGUCAUGAACUCCUCCGCCGGCAUCCACUUCAUUGUGGACAACAAGGGCGGAUAUGUCCGCAAGCUGUCUCAAGCUCUGGACACUUCUAACACCGUGGUCAAGAAGCAAGUGUUUGACCUCCUGGCUGCCCUCUGCAUGGUCUCUGCAGACGGUCAUAGCCUUGCCUCGGAUGCCCUGGAGCACUACAAGAGUGUAAAGACCCAGCAGUACCGUUUCAGCGUCAUCAUGAACAAGCUUCAGGCCACAGACAAUGUGUCCUACAUGUUCACCCUCCUUAGUGUUGUCAAUGCCCUCAUCUUUGGCACUGAGGACCUCCGGAAGAGGGACAGACUGCGCAAGGAGUUCAUUGGGCUACAGUUACUGGAUAUACUUCCAAAAUUAAGAGACAAUGAACCGGAAAUUCUGGUCAUCCAAUGUGAGGAGGAGAAAAUGACUGAGGAUGAGGAAGAGCUCCAGAGGGCCUAUGGGGGCAUUGACAUGAGCAGCCACCAGGAGGUGUUCUCUGCCCUCUUCACAAAAGUCAGUAGCUCUCCUUCCUCUCUCCAGCUGCUGUCCAUCCUGCAGGCCCUAAUGCUGCUGGGUCCAGACCAGGCUGAGAUGUGGCAGGCGCUAGAGGUCCUCACCAACCGGGCCACACUGCUGGCCCAAGUAGCUGCAGUGGAAAGUGUUGAGAGUGUCAUAGAGCGGCUGGUUUCUUCCAAGGCGCGGUCCAGCAGCCAGCACUCUUCAGAUCCUGGGCUGAAGAGGACGAAUAGAGCCGCACGAACGGUCCCAACGGACAGUGAGCCUGGGGGAAUCCCAAGCUCUGCUUCUCAGCCAUGCCAGCCUUCCACUGUGGAAGCUCCUAUCUCAGUACCUCCUCCUCCUCCCCCUCCUCUUCCUCUUCAAUCAACCAUAAUGGGAGGACCACCCCUACCCCCACCAGUCCCACCCUUGCCAUCCACAGUGCAUGCUGUUCCCCCGCCCCCUCCACCCUUGCCUGGAUUGGAGCCACCACUCCCUCCUCCUAUGGCCAGGCCCUUUGGUGUCCCACCACCUCCUCCCCCACCCCCCAUGACAGGAGGAGUGGGCGGAGGACCCCUGCCACCACCGCCUCUCCCUGGCAUGCCUCCACCACCCCCUCCUCCACCAGGCAUUGGCAUAAUAAUGGCGAAGACCAGUCAAUCACUGGGGUGCUCCUAUGACCCUGCCCCCAAAGCAGACAACUGCCUCACACAUCGAAUGAAGAAGCUCAACUGGCAGAAACUCCCAUCCAGAGCUGUGGCCAACAGCCAGUCGAUGUGGACAUCGGUGCAGACAGACAGCCCCAUGGAGCGGGACUACUCCAGUAUCGAACAGCUCUUCUGUCUGCCCCAGGCGGAUCUCAAGAACAAGACCACAACGACUGCUCCAGCCAAGAAGGAACCCAAAGAGGUUGUUUUCGUUGAUGCCAAGAAAAACAUGAACUUAAACAUAUUCCUGAAGCAGUUCAAAUGUUCGAAUGAGGAAUUUGUGGCCAUGGUGGAGGCUGGGAACCGCUCCAAAUUUGAUGUGGAGGUGCUGAAACAGCUUCAGAAGCUUCUACCACAGAAACACGAGAUUGACAACCUGUUGUUAUUCCAGGGGGAGCGAGAAAAACUGGCUAAUGCUGACCAGGUCUAUCUUCUUCUCGACGCUGUACCAUGUUACUCUCUGAGGAUAGAGUGCAUGCUGCUGUCUGAGGAGACUGCCUGUGUGCUAGAAAUGCUGAGGCCCAAAGUGGACAUGGUGGCCCAGGCAUGCGACAGUGUGAGACAGAGCACUCGGCUGUCCAGUUUCUGUAAGCUGAUACUUGAUGUUGGAAACUUUCUCAAUUACGGAAGCCACAGAGGAAAUGCUGAGGGGUUCAGAAUCAGUACCCUGCUAAAGCUAACUGAAACCAAGACCAACAAAUCCUGUGGUACACUCCUACAUCACAUCCUGGAGGUAGAUAUUCGGUGUCCUGUGAACCAUGUCGACCUGCUGAACCUCCCUGAUGACAUUGAGAUUUGUGAAAAGGCAGCGGGAGUAGACCUAGCCUUCAUCCAAUCAGAGGCCAGCUCCCUCAGUCUACGCCUGAAGAACACAGAAAAUAAGGUGUCUUCAUCUGUGAAGGACGCCAAACAGCAGUAUUUGACUGCUAUUCAGGGGAAUCUGGAAGCCUGCAAGGACCUGGAUAAGCGCUUUGCGGAGAUUGAGAAAAAGAAGACUGACCUGGCACAGUAUCUGUGUGAGGAUGCAUCCACGCUCAAAUUAGAGGAGCUCUUUGGAACCAUCAAGACAUUUCGUGGACUCUUCCUCAAGGCCCUCAAGGAGAACAAGAGCCGCAGAGAACAGGCCAUAAGGAAGUGCAUGGCUGAAGAAGAAGCCAAGCGACACACAGAGGACGAUGGAGUGAUCAGACAAAGCACUGUGGCUGAAAUAGAAGCAAGAGCUUCAGACACUGGGGUCACCCAGCCCCCUGGGCACACAAGUACUGCUGAAGGUUUGGUCAAGGACGAGAGUCCGCCUCUUCGCCGGCCAGCCCAGACGUGA